Merops nubicus (carmine bee-eater) is the source of this 1553-nucleotide messenger RNA. RefSeq names its product helicase ARIP4-like. Lineage: Eukaryota; Metazoa; Chordata; Aves; Coraciiformes; Meropidae. Gene Ontology annotation, molecular function: ATP binding; ATP hydrolysis activity; ATP-dependent chromatin remodeler activity. The transcript has 8 exons. The record is from RefSeq and is a predicted model, not a curated record. The annotation marks the transcript as partial. Gene Ontology annotation, cellular component: nucleus.
ACCAACCCCAGGAAGGUGUGUUUAGCAGCGACCAUGCUGAACACGUGGAGGAUGGAGAAUGGCAGCGCUCGACUUCAACUACCUCAUCUCAGAGCGAGCGGGCAGAGCGACUCUUGCAGAACCAGCACAAGAGCCUGGCCUCUGAGGACACCAAAAAGAAGAGGGCUCAGAAACCGUCUCACAUGCGGAGGAACAUCAGAAAGCUGUUGCGUGAGGACCAACUGGAAGCCGUGACAAAAGCAGCCCAGCAGGAAGAGCUGGAGAGAAGAAAACGGUUAGAGCAGCAGCGGAAGGAUUACCCAGCCACAAUACCAACCGUACCUCUGGAGUUUCUUCCUGAGGACAUCGUUUUCAGAACAGCGGAGGCUACCCAGCUCCCCCCACAAGUCCUGGCUGAGGAAGUGAUCUGCCUAGAUAGUACCAGCAGUGGCAGUGAAGAUGAUGCUAAAGGAAAAAAUAGCAUUAAAGAUGAAGUGAUAGAGCUGAGUUCAGGAGAGGAUGAUGCCCUCCAAAUUGUGGACAGCAGUGACUCUAGCAAUGAAGGGGAGGAGGAUGGCAGUGAAGAGAGCAGUGGCUCUCAUGUGAAUGAUGCCUUAAAUCAGUCAGAUGCUCUGGGUCAAGUCAUUGUCAACAUCAAUCAUCCACCAAAUGAGGAGGACAUUUUCCUGGCUCCCCAGCUUGCACAUGCAGUAAAACCUCAUCAGAUUGGUGGGAUCCGAUUCUUGUAUGACAACUUAGUCGAGUCCUUGGAGAGAUUUAAAACCAGCAGUGGGUUUGGGUGUAUUUUAGCCCAUAGCAUGGGCCUGGGCAAGACCUUGCAAGUCAUCUCUUUCUUGGAUGUACUUUUUCGUCACACAGAGGCAAAGACUGUUCUUGCCAUUGUACCUGUGAAUACGCUCCAGAACUGGCUAGCAGAAUUCAACAUGUGGCUCCCUUUUCCUGCUGAUUAUAACUCCAAAGAGGUCCAGCCCCGCACCUUCAAAGUCCACAUCCUGAACGAUGAACACAAGACAACAGCUGCACGUGCAAAGGUGGUGAAUGACUGGGUGACAGAAGGUGGUGUGCUGCUGAUGGGGUACGAGAUGUACCGGCUCCUCUCACUGAAGAAGUCCUUUGCCACUGGCAGGAAGAAGAAAACAAAGAAACAGGCUGGUCCUGUCAUUAUUGACUUGGAUGAGGAAGAUCGACAGCAAGAGCUUCUGAAAGGGAUUGAGAAGGCUUUGUCUCGCCCUGGCCCAGAUGUGGUUAUCUGUGAUGAGGGACACCGGAUAAAGAACUGCCAUGCCAGCACUUCACAGGCCCUGAAGAACAUCCGCUCACGCCGGCGGGUGGUGCUGACGGGCUACCCGCUCCAGAACAACCUCAUCGAGUACUGGUGCAUGGUAGACUUCGUCCGACCUGACUUCCUGGGCUCUCGGCAGGAAUUCAGCAACAUGUUUGAGCGCCCCAUCCUGAAUGGGCAGUGUAUUGACAGCACCCCUCAAGACGUCCGUCUGAUGAGGUAUCGCAGUCAUGUCCUACAUAGCCUGCUGGAAGGCUUUGUGCAGCGGUGA